This is a messenger RNA of Adineta steineri, 1275 nucleotides long. The record is from the annotation of a GenBank genome assembly. Lineage: Eukaryota; Metazoa; Rotifera; Eurotatoria; Adinetida; Adinetidae.
AUGAAUUUGUGUCGUCUCUUUGACUUUCUCAAAUUACGCCUACUUCAUUUGAAUCUAUUCAAUACUGGUUCUCAAAAUGAAACUACUAUACAAAAUGAACGUCGAUCAACUCGUUUUUAUUUAAUUUUUCUUAUUACAUCAAUGGUAUUUUUUAUUAUAUACUACAGAGUUAUAUUCUAUACAAACACAACUGUAAUUGAACAUCCUUCACUUGCUGAAUUUUCUAAAUAUAUAAAAGAAACAUUAUUGCAAUGUCCAUGUUCAAAUAUAACGGUUAAAUACGAAGUAUUCACUGAGAUUCAACCUGAUUAUCAUGAAUUAUGUUAUAGUGAUUUUAUAUCAGACAAAUGGAUCAACCAUCUAUUUAGUUUAUACGAACAUAGCUGGAAUAAAUCAGAUAGAAUUGAUUUUCGUCGAAUAGCUGUGUUUCAAUUUCAAACACUUCGUUCACUCUGUCAAGUGGCACAAGAGACAGUGAGUAACCAGUUACAAUCAUUCAAAGCUACACAUUUUAUCCAAUCUCAUCUCGUUUUACCGAAACUUUUUCAAGAUCAGAUUGGUUCUUUCAUCAACGAAUUUAUUAAGGGAACACCAAAAGCGUUUUUAAGAACUUUAAAUUUUAUUCAAGACACAACAGCACAAAGUUUGUUUAUGACUGGUGCCUCAAUAACUAGUGUUCGUCCAGUCACACAAUAUAGAUAUCCAAUUGAAAAUGGUUUUGUUCCCUACCCUGGUAUAAACUACACAUUUACAGAUGAGUCUAGUUGUGUCUGUUCAAGUUCAACUGCCACCACGUGUAUGGGUCUUGCAACAUAUGACAACAUUACUGUUUCUGGUUUUCAAACCGGUUGUUAUAUGUUAAGUGCACUGAUGAACUCUACUCUUGAAGCAUUGUACAAUCAAACAUUCAUCGAUAAGGUGAGCAACUCAUCACAAAGUUUUAAAAAACUCAAUUCAUCCAACUCAAAUUCGAAAGUUGAAAUGUUACUAAGUCAAAUGCUUGUUAAAUCUUGGCCAAAUCGAAUAUUGUAUGAAAAAUAUUUUCAAAGUUGUGCACCAAAAUCAUGUUCUUAUAGAAAGAUUCAACAUUAUAGUUUCUGGAAUAUUCUCAUAAUAUUGAUUGGUCUGUUUGGGGGAUUAACAAAGGCAUUAAAAAUUAUCACACCCAUUCUCAUUUUGAAAAUAUGGCCAAUGAUUCGGAAGAAAAUUUGUAAACGACCAGCACGUGCCGAACAGAUCGUCGUAAUAGAAGAUGCCCCAGGUAAUUUUUAUUAA